Colletotrichum chrysophilum is the source of this 1554-nucleotide messenger RNA. RefSeq lists its product as uncharacterized. The record is from RefSeq and is a predicted model, not a curated record. Gene Ontology annotation, biological process: copper ion import; iron ion transport; intracellular iron ion homeostasis. Gene Ontology annotation, cellular component: plasma membrane. Lineage: Eukaryota; Fungi; Ascomycota; Sordariomycetes; Glomerellales; Glomerellaceae. The transcript has 2 exons. Bases 1 to 1554 code for a protein of 517 amino acids. Gene Ontology annotation, molecular function: ferric-chelate reductase activity.
AUGGAAAUGUUUGAGAGGAUGGAAACCCACCAUGAGAAAUAUGGAUUAGUACUCAUCGCCUUGGGCGCCAUUGUCCCCAUUGCAAGCUCUUGGCUUCGCUUCCUACCAUUGCCCAAGCUUUUCAAAGCCAAAGUCAGCGCCGCUAUUAUAGACCCGCCCUUAUUCGGCAGCCGCCACCAAGCGCCCUACUUCAACAUGUUCAUCAUGCCCACCCGUGGCCAGGCGAUGCUCAUCGCGUAUAUCGUGGUCCUCAACUUCGUACUCAGUGGAGUGGACAUCCAGUCGGCGCAGCCCAAUGCUUGGUGGUGGGACAACCAGUUACAGGAAGUCCUUACCUCUGUCGCCAACCGCACUGGUGUUCUCAGCUUUGCGAACGUACCAUUGCUCAUUCUGUAUGCCGGCAGAAACAACUUUCUGUACUGGUUGACAGACUGGACACAGUCGACAUUCAUGGUCAUGCAUCGUUGGACUGCAUACCUGUGUACCCUUCAAGCUAUCAUGCACUCUAUCAUAUGGCUUCGCAUAUAUGUCGUCUUAGGAUGGCAUGAUAGCGAAUCGAAGCUUGCUUACUGGGUGUGGGGCAUCAUCGCAACGCUUGCGAUGAGCCUGCUACUCCCAGCGUCAGCCAUUCCCUUCCGUGCCAAGAUGUACGAGAUGUUCUUCUUUUGGCACAUCGUACUUGCUGUCUUCUCGGUGGUAGGUUGCUACCUGCAUAUUAUAUACCGCUUCAACCAUCAAUGGGGAUACGAGAUUUGGAUGUACAUCGCCAUAGCAGUCUGGGGAUUCGACCGCGUUGCCAGGCUUGCCAGGAUGGCCAGAAAUGGCUGGCGGCAAGCCGUUAUCACAGUCAUUGACGACGAAUACGUCCAAGUUGACAUAGAAGGGGCAAAGGGACACGGACACGCCUAUCUAUACUUCCCGACGCUAACGUGGAGAAUCUGGGAAAGUCAUCCCUUCUCCAUCAUGGGAACUAGAGUGAGAUCUGCGGAUCCUCCGCGAUCAUCCUCGGGAAGCUCAACCGAGAAGUCACUGGGGUCGACAUCCAAGCUUUCCAGCACCACAGCCGCCGAUGUGGUCAUCAUCCACGAACCGCCUCAUGUUGGCCUUUUCUUCUUAAUCCGAACCUUUGACGGCGCCACAGGCAUGCUUCGCCAUAAGACCCGACUCCCCGUUCUCGUCGAGGCAGACUAUCUGCCGUACCCCGACUUGACCAAGUAUCAAACCCUCAUAUGCAUCGUUGGAGGUGUCGCAAUCACAGCUGUAGCACCAGCUUUACGUGCUUACCCAGGACACGCUAAGGUGUACUGGUCAUGCAGGAGUCCUGGUCUGGUCGAAAUCGUUGACCUUGAUCGUAUUGACACGGACAUCCUGGUAGGCGAGAGGUUCAAGUUGCGCAAUGUUCUGGAAGAAGAGAUUGCAAAAGCCAAGGGAGAUACGGCCGUCGUCGUGGGUGGUCCCGCAGCUAUGACUGACGAAGUGCGGUGCGUUGUCAGCGAACUGGCAGGCAAAGCACCGAUCCCAGUGACUUUGAUUGAUGAAACCUACUACUGGUAG